This is a messenger RNA of Osmerus eperlanus (European smelt), 3345 nucleotides long. It is a transcript of the gene slc8a1a, whose product is annotated as solute carrier family 8 member 1a. The transcript has 11 exons. Gene Ontology annotation, molecular function: calcium:sodium antiporter activity. Gene Ontology annotation, cellular component: axon; sarcolemma; postsynapse. Lineage: Eukaryota; Metazoa; Chordata; Actinopteri; Osmeriformes; Osmeridae. Gene Ontology annotation, biological process: calcium ion import across plasma membrane; cell communication; sodium ion transmembrane transport. The record is from RefSeq and is a predicted model, not a curated record. The coding region runs from base 202 to 3123 and encodes 973 amino acids.
GCAGCAAAGCCAGCUAUGCGGGCCAUGUUUAGAGACACUCAGGGGGGAACAGUGUCCCGAGACAAUGUCUGUUUCUGUUAAAUUUAGAGAGGUUAUCGCACCCUGUUCUCCCCGCUGAGCAGUGUCUCUUCUCUCACAGCUCCGUUGGGACUUCAGAGGGACACGGAAAAGAGGGCCUGUUAAUAACAUCUUAUCAGCACCAUGGCGCAGACUGGGACUUCAUCCAUGCUAUUCAUUCUUCAGCUUGCUGUGUUUUUGUCAGCAUUUUCAUCUCAAAUUCAGUAUUCAAGAGCAGGGAGUCCCAAACUAAGCAUGGAAACUAACUCUACAGAUGAUGGGAAUAGUACACAAUGUGGUGGAGGGACACAUAAAUGCACACCUGGUGUUAUCCUGGCGGUAUGGAAACCAGAAAACCCAGCCUUUGCCGAUCAGUUGGCAAGAGCCACUGUUUACUUUGUAGGCUUGUUUUACAUGUUCCUGGGGGUUUCUAUUAUCGCAGAUAGAUUCAUGGCUUCCAUUGAGGUCAUUACUUCACAGGAGAGAGAGAUUACCAUCAAGAAACCGAACGGGGAAAAAAUCACAACGACCGUGCGCAUAUGGAAUGAGACUGUGUCCAACUUGACUCUAAUGGCGUUAGGAUCGUCUGCCCCAGAAAUCCUACUCUCCGUCGUUGAGGUGUGUGGCCAUGGUUUUCAUGCAGGUGAACUGGGCCCUAACACAAUUGUCGGAAGCGCUGCCUUCAACAUGUUUGUUAUCAUUGGCCUCUGUGUUUCUGUCAUCCCCAAUGGAGAGACCAGAAAAGUGAAACAUUUGAGGGUAUUUUUUGUCACAGCAACAUGGAGUAUAUUCGCUUACAUCUGGCUUUAUCUGAUCUUGGCUGUUAUCUCUCCUGGGAUUGUAGAAGUGUGGGAAGGCCUUCUCACUCUGUUUUUCUUCCCGCUGUUCGUGGGGUUUGCUUAUGUCGCUGACCGCAGACUUCUUUUCUAUAAGUAUGUGUACAAGCGCUAUAGAGCUGGGAAGCAGAAAGGGAUGAUCAUUGAAACUGAAGGAGACCCUCAGCUUCCCUCAAAGGUCGACAUUGAAAUGGAGGGCAAGAUGCUCAAUUCUCAUGGAGAGGAUUGCAUGGAUGGAGACAUGGCAAUGGACGAGAGAGAUCUGGACAAUGAGGAAGCCAGACGGGAAAUGGCCAAGAUCUUGAAGGAGCUGAAACAAAAACACCCGGAGAAAGAAACGGAGCAGCUCAUUGAAUUGGCAAAUUAUCAGGUGUUGACCCAACAGCAGAAAAGUCGUGCCUUUUACCGUUGCCAGGCAACCAGGAUCAUGACAGGAGCUGGGAAUGUUUUGAAGAAACAUGCUGCCGACCAAGCCAGGAAAGCCAUUGGUGCUCACGAGGUUCGGUCAGAGGUUUCGGACAAUGACUUCUCAUCAAAGAUUUUUUUUGACCCUGGUACAUACCAGUGCUUAGAGAACUGUGGUACUGUAGCGCUGAAUGUGGUUCGUCGUGGUGGUGACUUGACCAAUACCGUUUCAGUGGAAUACCGCACUGAAGAUGCAACAGCCAAUGCCGGAUCAGACUACCAAUUCACUGAGGGCACAGUGGUCUUCAAGCCCGGUGAGACGGAGAAGGAGAUCCGAAUAGACAUCAUUGACGAUGACAUAUUUGAGGAAGACGAGCAUUUCUUGGUCCACCUCAGCAACGUAAAGGUAAUUUCUGAGGGCACAGGUGUCAGACACUCAGAGGCCAAUCACGUGGACACCCUGGCAGGUCUUGGCCUACCAUGCACAGCCACGGUGACCAUCUUUGACGAUGACCACGCCGGGAUCUUUACAUUCGAAGAACCGGUGAUGACCAUUAGCGAGAGCAUUGGGAUGAUGGAGGUGAAGGUCAUUCGUACCUCAGGAGCUCGUGGAGUAGUUGUCGUACCCUACAAGACCAUUGAGGGUUCAGCGAAGGGAGGUGGAGAGGACUUUGAGGACACCCAUGGAGCACUGGAGUUCCAGAAUGACGAGAUCUGCCAAACUAUACAGAUCAAUAUAAUCGAUGACGAGGAAUAUGAGAAAAACAAGAACUUCUUCCUUGAGAUUGGAGAGCCUCGUCUGGUGGAGAUGAGUGAGAGGAAAGCUGUGUUGCUUCAAGAAGUUGGUGGAUUCGUUAAAACAGACAAAAGACUUUAUGGCAGGGAUGUCUACCGGAAAGUGCAGGGUAGAGAUAACCCUGUUCCCUCCACCAUUAUCUGCAUUGCAGAGGAGGGCGAUGAAGAGGCCCUCUCAAAGAAAGAAGAGGAAGAAAGGCGAAUCGCCGAGAUGGGCCGGCCCACCCUGGGAGAACAUGUCAAACUGGAGGUGGUCAUUGAAGAGUCAUACGAGUUCAAGAACACAGUGGAUAAGCUUAUCAAGAAGACCAAUCUGGCUCUGUUAAUUGGAACUAACAGUUGGAGGGAGCAGUUUGUGGAAGCCAUCACAGUCAGUUCUGGCAACGACAAUGAGGACGAGUGCGGCGAGGAGAAGCUUCCGUCUUGUUUCGACUACGUCAUGCACUUCCUGACCGUCUUCUGGAAGCUUCUGUUCGCCUUCGUGCCGCCCACUGAUUACUGGAACGGCUGGGCCUGCUUCGUGGUGUCCAUCAGUGUGAUCGGAAUGCUCACCGCCAUCAUUGGUGACCUGGCGUCCCACUUUGGCUGCACCGUGGGCUUGAAGGACUCGGUGACAGCUGUGGUGUUUGUGGCUUUGGGGACUUCUGUACCAGACACAUUUGCCAGCAAGGUGUCAGCCACCCAGGACCAGUAUGCCGACGCUUCCAUAGGCAACGUGACGGGUAGCAAUGCCGUCAACGUCUUCCUGGGCAUUGGCGUGGCGUGGUCCAUCGCCGCUAUCUACCACGCAUCCAAGGGCCAGACCUUCAAGGUGAACCCUGGCACUCUGGCAUUCUCUGUCACCCUCUUUACCAUCUUCGCUUUUGUGUGCGUGGGCGUGCUCAUGUACCGGCGCCGGCCUGAGAUUGGCGGCGAGCUGGGCGGGCCUCGUAUCCCCAAGAUAUUGACCACAACGCUCUUUUUCAGUUUGUGGCUAUUGUAUAUUGUUUUAUCGUCGUUGGAAGCCUACUGCCACAUUAAGGGUUUCUAGAACCUACCCAGUUGGCUUGGGGGAAAAAAAUCCACUUUGACUUGGAAACACCUCAUCCAAGGUAUCUUCAAUGCCGACUACUACCAUCAGAAACUUUUAAGCCGUUCAGUGCAACAUAGUGUUGUCUGAACCAGUGACAACCACCUUGCCCACAUCCAUGGGAUCAAUCCCUUCAUUGGGAUCUGUGUUCAUCCCUUUAUUUAAGCAUUCAUCGAUCUCUGC